Messenger RNA from Glossina fuscipes, 2500 nucleotides. RefSeq names its product monocarboxylate transporter 7. The transcript has 5 exons. The record is from RefSeq and is a predicted model, not a curated record. Bases 935 to 2500 code for a protein of 521 amino acids. Gene Ontology annotation, biological process: monocarboxylic acid transport; transmembrane transport. Gene Ontology annotation, molecular function: monocarboxylic acid transmembrane transporter activity. Lineage: Eukaryota; Metazoa; Arthropoda; Insecta; Diptera; Glossinidae.
GGCUUGCUUAGGGGCAUUCCAAAUUUGAAACCGGCCAACAUUUUAUACACCUGAUGGUGUUUUUGACGCUCGUUUCUGGGCGAUGUAUAAGUUUUGAAAAAAAAAAGAAAAAAUCAAUUGAAUAAUGACACACUAUAACAUUGGGUAGGCGUAUUGUAUUUUUUCAUUUUUCUGAAGGUACUACAACAUCGCCUGAAUAUUGAAUAUGCGUUCAGAGUUUUGGGCAAUUAUCUGCUAUAGCUUAGGAUUAAUGACCAAAAAAUCAAUUUUUAAGCGUUUUGAAAAAGUUGAGUAGUACUGUAAGCGGAUCCUUUGACCGAUUUAGCCCGAAUCCGAAGGCAGCCUGCGCGCAAGAAUUUCUAAUGCUUCUGCCAAAUUUGAAGUCGAUCGGCUAUUUUUUUGGGGCCAGAAGAAUGCUUAUAACAGACAUUAUACAGACGGAGAGACGGACAGACGGACAUGCUUAAAUCGAUUCAGAAUUUGAUGCGGAUCAAGGGUCUCUAACUCUUCCUUCUAGGCAUUGCAAACGUUUUAAGAAAAUGAAUAUACCCUCGAUUCUUCAUUGAUGGGUAUCAAGACAACUAAAACAAGUAUAUCUGUAUACUGUUCUGCGUGGUUAUUUUCUAAUGAUGCUGCUGAAGUGCAAUUAACUGCUACUUGUUUGUUUUGUUAAUUUUCUCGUAAAUAUCACCGGGCAUUAUGAGCCCUAGAGAGGUAAUUAACUAACUCCCUUGUCUAUAUCUUGCAUGUGUAUGAUGUGUUUUGAUGUAACAUUAAAUCUUAUCACAAAGCACGUUAUCUUUUCUUUAAACCAAGAUGCUGAAUAUUUAUUGACAAGUGAUAAAAAAAAGGCGAAAAAAAAAAACGGGUUUAGAACUCAUUUCAAAUUUUCAUUCCAAACGGCACACUCGAAUGCAUAGAAUUCUCGUAUAGAAUGAAGAAGGGUACUCGUUUAGAACCGCCAGACGGUGGAUGGGGCAUUUUGGUGUGCGUUGGCAUGGCAAUGCCAUUUGUGAGCGGUUUAGCCGCUUUACCCUCAUUUGGUUUGGUGUUUGGCGACUUUUUGAAAAGCAUCGGAGCUGAAACGAGCGCAAUUGCCUUCAUAACCAGUGCCUUCUUUUGCGCCUUCAGUUUUGCUGGCCUCUUCUCGGGCUCAUUAUUUAAUCGGUUCGGUGUACGUGCAAUCGGUUUAACUGGUGGAAUUUUAUACUUUACUGGUUGUCUAAUGCAAAUAUUUGUCAGAUCCACUUUGGAUCUACUAAUUGCUUUCAGCUUAAUUCAAGGCAUCGGCUUCGGGUUAAUUGUACCAACGUCAUAUACAACAUUUAAUAAUUAUUUUGUAAAGAAACGUGUUAUGUGGAUGAGUUUUGCUCAAUCUCUAAUCGGUUUGGGUACUAUGUUCUAUCCAGUGCUAAUGCAGAAAUUUCUGGAAUGGUAUGGUUUUCGUGGUUGUUUAGCUGUAUUGGCUGCUAUUAAUUUCCAUGCAGUGCUAGGCAUGUUAUUAAUGCAACCUGUUGAAUGGCAUAUGCGCCGGCUUCCCAUUAACGAUCAAGAGAUGUUCGAGAAUGCGAAACCACCGCAGCCCGUGAUAACGGAUAAUACGCAGGAGGAUCCCAAUCUUUUAUCGCCGUUAACAUACAGUCGCAAGAGUUCGCAAAAAUUAUCCCGAGAAAAUUUGCGAAAACUUUCCAGCCGUAGUUCCAGUAUUGCUAGUUUGGGUAAUUGGUCGGGACCGGUAAUUGUUAGUGAUGCCUCACCGCAAAUGGUAAAUGUCUUGGGUUCGAGAAGGCAUUCAACUGCCAUUUCGAAUAAAUCAAUGCCUACCAGUAAUAAUGAAGUGAGUGACGAUAAGCGAAGCGUAUGGCAAAUUAUCGUCGAUUUUCUGGAUCUAACACUAAUGAAGAAACCGAUCUAUGUGAAUAUCGUUUUGGGCAUAUCGUUUGCUCUAUAUUCGGAUAUUGCCUUUUUUACUUUGCAGCCCUUAUAUAUGUUCCAUUUAGGUUACGAUAAGCCUGAUACUGCCAGUAUCAUAGCAAUAGGUGCGGCCGCUGAUUUGGGUUCGCGUGUAUUUUUAGCAUUCCUAGCAAUGUUUAUACAAAUGCCUUCAAGGUACAUUUACCUGGCGGGCGCUUUCUUCACCGUAAUCUCACGUUUCGUUUUCUUAACCGUUUUCGACUUUAAAAACAUGGCUAUAAUAACCGCUGUAAUGGGAUUUCUAAGGACCUGGAUUCAUGUACCGCUUCCUUUGGUAUUUGCUGAAUAUUUACCAAAGGACAGGUUUGCGACCGGUUACGGUUUAUUCAUGUUCUUACAAGGUAACAUUAUGUUCGUUAUCGGUCCAGCAGUCGGUUAUUUACGCGAUAUGACCCAAGACUAUGUGCUAACAUUUCAUUGCCUCAACUUUUUUAUGGCCUUAUGCGCGAUUCCUUGGAUUCUUGAAAUUAUUUUUGUAAAAUUCCGCCGACGUACCAAAAUCGGUGCUAUUAGUGAAUCGAAAUGA